Molecule: messenger RNA, 1999 nt
Organism: Benincasa hispida (wax gourd)
Lineage: Eukaryota; Viridiplantae; Streptophyta; Magnoliopsida; Cucurbitales; Cucurbitaceae
Source: RefSeq, a predicted model, not a curated record
UGUCCCAUCCGAUGCUUCUCUUUCUUCUUCCUUUUGCCUUCCAACAACAAUAUUGUAAUUUGUAACUUUCUUCUUCCUUCUCUCUCUGGUGAUAUUGGUAGGAACUCAGCCCAAAUUGCAAAAUCUCCAUUUUAUAUCAAAACCCACUUGCAGAGUUGCAGUUGACUUUCAUUAACAUUCAAUCUUGGCGUGAGGAGCAACUGCUCGGUGUAGAGCUAUCAGAUUCCCUUUACAUUCUCAUAUACAACCAAUUAAAAGAUGGUUGUGUCGUAUAAUCCGGCUACCAUCUUCACCCACUUGCAGCUCGAUUUUGAACCACCCAUUGUUUUGAUUUUGAGGUAUCAAAUCCUUUCUCUCUUCCUUGCUCUGUUUUCCUUCUGUAAUUUGAGUUUUCUGCAGUUAUGAAUGAAGCUUUUAUAUUGCAACUGUGAAUUGGUUCUAAUUUAUACCCUAAGGAACAAGAAUCUAAUGCUAAGUUUAGAACUGGGUGCAAUUUUUUAGUGUUUCUGGAUGAUAUUUGCUUUGUUAGGCGUUGUUUUUGCGAUAGGCAAAAAAUAGCCUCAUGGAAGAAGGAGAUUGCGACUUUAGAGAGAAUAAAGUGGUGGCGGAAGGACUAGAAGUUGCUGGUGAUGAAGCGGUAGUUGAUGAACACCAAGUGUUUGAUGAAAUGCCUGUUGGAGUUCGACAAUUUUAUUUUGUCAAAGUUUUGGCACAUGAAAACUCAAACACAGAUGCCAUGAUCAAGGCUGAAGAGACGAUUACAAAGAUGAAUCAAGACCGAAUUUUGAUAGCCCAGAAGAUAAGGGACAGACAGAUGGACCGCGAUCAGGUGAUUGCCAAGUUGAACAACCAACUGUUCCAUGAAAACUGGGAUGAAUUCGACCUAAAAUGCUACAGAGACAGGAUGAAUUUACUCCAUUUAUCUUUAGAGAAACUGACUUCUGUAAACAAAGCAUGUAAAGGGAAACCAAAUAACUCGUGCUUGUCAAGAGGAAAAGUCAAUAAGCAAGAAUUAUCUUUCUUGAUGCUACAUGGGUGUAAAAACGUGGCUGAUGAGAGAAAGUUAUUAAGGGAGGUUAAUGCAAGACAAAAGAACGAUGGUGGCGCGACAGUAGAUGAAGUCAAUUCUUCUAAUGGAUCAUUGUUAAUGCAUCUAUGGCAUUGGCCAAUGGAUAUUCAAAUCGCUCGUGCAGUUAAGAGGAAUGAAGGUAUUGAUGAUAAUUCAACCGAGGGAGAGCUGUGGUCCACCUCGCGUUUAAAAAAUGCCAUUCAAGAAGAAUUACAGGAAAUCUACGACUGUUCAGAUUAUAUGAGGAGAAGACAGGCAAGAUUUAGGUCCAAAGUUAAGAAGACAACGAAAGAACUAGAGAAGGUAGAAAAGGGUAUAAGCUCUCUACAGAAACACUUAAUAUAUACCAAUCGCAGAAAGGCUGAGGCAUACGACACUAUUCUUAAAUUGAAGAAACUAUAUGGAGAAGAGAAUGCUUCACACUACCAAUAUCGUUCCCUCAUGAAGAAAGUUGAAGUACUAGCUAAAAAGAAAGACAUUGCAGCACUUGAAGAAUUAUCUCAAGGACAGGUUGACAAGUUUAUGCAACAGUGGAAUAGUUGCCUGGAGUUUAGAAACGAUUACAGAAGGAGAGUUGUCCCGUCUCUAUAUAGUCGAGACCUUUGCGUCGAUGGGAGGAUGAUCAAUAACCAGAAAUCAUCAUUAGUUGAGGAUGCUCGAAAAGUUACUAUACCGGAAGUGCUUUCUAAAACUAGAUUGAAAUGGUUGAUGAAAGAUGCUGAAGAUCUCUCUGAACUUCUUUCCUUAUAAAGGUAAAAUGCAAUAUAAUAAAUGUGUUCUCUGCAAAUAUGCUUUGGAAUGUUUAUUUGGUUUAUAUGUUCCUCAACGUUUCCAUUUCUGUAAGUAUUGUUCUAUGAGAUCAUACGCAAGGUUGAAAACACUGAAUGCAAGGAUUUCAAAUGGAUUGAUUCCACGAUUUCUGGAAGGAAA